Messenger RNA from Apodemus sylvaticus (European woodmouse), 2055 nucleotides. RefSeq names its product mitochondrial fission process 1 (gene Mtfp1). Bases 810 to 1310 code for a protein of 166 amino acids. NCBI's taxonomy places the organism in Eukaryota, Metazoa, Chordata, Mammalia, Rodentia, Muridae. The record is from RefSeq and is a predicted model, not a curated record. Gene Ontology annotation, biological process: mitochondrial fission. Gene Ontology annotation, cellular component: mitochondrion. The transcript is spliced from 4 exons.
UUGUUCAUGGCACUCGGAUGCUCCCGAGAGCCUUCACGGUGAGGGCGGAGGCCCCGCCCCAUUCGGUGGUUCAAGACGUGUUGGGUGGUUCUUCCGCGCUGACCGGCGCGGCGGGCGUGAACUGCGUCUGCAACGGGUACUAAAUGGGAGGGAGGCCGAGGAUUAGCAUCACGUGGCUUUAGGGACCGUCUCCUAAUUCCGCGCCAGCCUACCGGUGUUUAGGUCCUGAAGGCGGAUCUACCUUCCCCAUCCGCGCCGGGCCCUGUCCCCGCCGACCCACAAGUUUCAAGAGGACACAGGCUGAAAACGGCGGCUUUCGUAGGGAAUCGGACCCAACGCUAGUGCCAGAGCUUAAGAAAGCAAACCCGAGUCUCCGGAAUAGAUGAUGACGGAUAUAAUUAAUUAGUCCUGUGGCUGUGUAAGGCAGUGAACGCUGGCAUGCCUCCCAGUUACACACGGACCGAGGCUCAGAGAAAUACACCUAUCCUAGAAGCCGCACACCUAAGGAGAUACCAUCCUCCGAUUGGAACUCUGACCUAUUUAACUCCAAAAACUAAUCAUGUCUGGGAGAGUUUUUGCAUUAACUGCUCAGAGAAAACACGACCAUCUGUCUGCAAAUCCCAAGCCUAGGGAGAGGGGCUUGGGCGUAUAAGGCAAUUUUCAGACACUCCCUGCAGUGGCGAUAGCCCGACCUGUCCUUCAGCCUCGGACUACUGGCGGGUUCUCGCCCGGUGUUAGCCAAGUGCCGGUGGAGACAGGGUUGUGGUGAGACUCUAAUCUGCAGUGACUCCAACCUUGCGGAGGACGUCAUGUCGGAGCAGCAGCGGCCGGGCGCCGAGCGCGACCUCUACCGGGACACGUGGGUGCGCUACCUGGGCUACGCCAAUGAGGUGGGGGAGGCUUUCCGCUCCCUGGUUCCUACAGCGGUGGUGUGGCUGAGCUACGGCGUGUCCAGCUCCUAUGUCCUGGCCGAUGCCAUAGACAAAGGCAAGAAGGCAGGAGAGGUGCCAAGCCCUGAAGCAGGCCGCAGCACCAGAGUGGCCCUGGCUAUGGUAGACACCUUUGUGUGGCAGUCUCUGGCCUCUGUGGUCAUCCCCGGCUUCACCAUCAACCGUCUGUGUGCCGCCUCUCUCUAUGUCUUGGGCACUAUGACCCGCUGGCCCCCGACUGUCCGCAAGUGGACCACCACUACGCUCGGGCUGCUGGCCAUCCCUGUCAUCAUCCACCCCAUUGACAGGUCAGUGGACUUCCUCCUGGACUCUAGCCUGCGCAAGCUCUACCCGUCAGUGGGGAAGCCCAGCAGCCCCUGACCCUUCCUGUGCCUUGCCCGGGAUUGGCCCACUCACAUCAAAGAACGUGGAUAUGUGGCUGUUUGGGGUCCAUGGUGCUGCCAUCUGGGUGGGUUCGAAUUGAUGGGGCUUAGAGCAGAAGGCCUUGAGGAGUGGUGGGCAGUGAGUCCCAGGUGGGACCCAACCCCGUCUGUAUUAGUAGCCAUGGUUGUGCUGAGUGGGAACGGACUCUGGUUGGCCUGUCUUUUGAAACCUUUUUUUUUUAAAGUAUUUAUGUGUAUAAGUGUUUUACUUGCAUGUAUGUAUGUGCAGCACCCUUAGAGGUUAAAAGAGGUGAUGAGAACCCCCUGAAACUGGAGUUAGGGAUGGUUGUGAGCCACCAUGUGGGUGGGUGCUGAGACUGAAUCUGGUUCCUCUGUAAGAGCGGCCAGUGUGCUCUAACCACUAAAGUACCUCGUAGCCUCCGGGCCAGUCUUUGGAUGGAAAAGUUAUAUCCUCCCAUGGAGGAGAAGGAUGUUCGGGCCGGAGAGGGUGGGAAAUACUCUUGAGAUCACGUGACAAGUGAGGACCAGGCUUCCAGCUAUUCUAAGUCACUUUGUGGUAAUGUGGCUGAGUGAUUUAGGGAAAGAUACAGAGGCUACAGCAUUUGGGACACUCAGGACAGAGUCUCUGGCCAGCCCAUCCCUGCUGCAGGAGCUGCUGGGGCCUGGUUGAGAGGCAGGACAAUCACAACCCAAGUGCUAGCCUAAUAAAACUUUCAAACAUG